AUGUGCGGCGGCUCAAAUCGCUGCAAUUGUACGGCUACAUACACGCGGCAGAAAUUGCUAUCCAAUGUGGUCCUGGCGGAUAAAAAGUACACAACAUGUCUUGUCUCGUCGCUCUCAGUGCCACCCAAGAGAGCAACAUCGUGUGCUGCAGGCGCCAUGCAGCAAUGUCUGUUUCCUGUCAAGCCCGAGUCUCUCUAUCUACAUGUCUCUAAUUGUCUCCCUCUCGCUCACUCGCUGGUCCUCGGCCUCGUCUCAUGCCACAAUCACAAGCAAUUCGUCGUUGUUGCUGCUCUUUCCAUCGCCUCUCAUCUGCGCUCUCGCAAGCAGCCGUGGCCGUCCGUGGUGGACGUCGUCCGCCAGCCACGUACAAUGUGCCAUGUGUAUGCGAGCGUAGCCGCUGUCCGCCAUCAUCCGGCGUGGCAUCAAAAGAGCCCAAGCAACAACCGGCCAAGACCUGCCAGCCGCUCAUCUGAGGACGAGCCAUGCACAGGUAGCGAAGCCACUAACAAACAUAACCCUUCAGUGCCUGCCGCUUUCUUGCAGCAUCGGCCCAUCUACGACCUCAUGCUGCACUCUGCCUGUGGACCAUGA
Messenger RNA from Colletotrichum higginsianum IMI 349063, 591 nucleotides. RefSeq lists its product as uncharacterized. The record is from RefSeq and is a predicted model, not a curated record. Bases 1 to 591 code for a protein of 196 amino acids. The transcript has a single exon. Lineage: Eukaryota; Fungi; Ascomycota; Sordariomycetes; Glomerellales; Glomerellaceae.